Molecule: messenger RNA, 1161 nt
Organism: Halichondria panicea
Lineage: Eukaryota; Metazoa; Porifera; Demospongiae; Suberitida; Halichondriidae
Product: ion channel TACAN-like
Exons: 10
Coding region: 87-1079 (330 amino acids)
Cellular component (GO): membrane
Source: RefSeq, a predicted model, not a curated record
UAGAUAUAUUAAAUUCUGCCAACCCAGCAGAUUAUUCUGAGACUUUGUGUUGACAUUGUGUGUAGCUCUAGCUCUUUCUGGGAAUUAUGAGUGGAUUACCACAAGAAGAGGACAGCAGUGCUCAGCUGAACCAGAUAAAGAAGGAGUACAAUGAACUCAGGGAGAAGUACAAGGAUCUGCAGGACGCUCGGCUAAAAGUGAGGAAGCUGGAGUCUUCGUGUAAGGGCAUGGGCUCAGGACUGCAGGGCAGACUAGAGCAACUGCAACAGCACUCAAACAAUGUAGAGGUUACCGAGGAGGGCAGACAGAUAAAUCUGGGUAUCCAUGAGAUGCACUGCACCAUCCCAGUGGCCCCCAAUACCCUGUUCCUCAGAAUGAUCAUCGGCGACAUCCCAGUUAUACUGCCCAACAGAGAAGAUAAGGUGACGUACAAGCAGCAGUACGAAAAGUUCAAGAUGGUGAACGUUGUAUUGAUGCUUGUACUGGGAGUCUCUGGAUUCAUCUUCUCUGAUUUCUUAUGGCCGACCUCCCUCGUCCACAUUUUGUCUGUGUGGUACUACUUCACUGUCACCAUUCGUGAGCUCAUACUAAUCCACAAUGGAUCCAGGAUCAAGCCAUGGUGGUUGAUUCACCACUACUGCAGUAUCGCCAUUGCUGCCCUGCUCCUCAUGUGGCCCCCUGGAGAGUGUUACAGUAUGUUUAGGAGCCAGUUCCUACUCUUCACUUGUGUACUGGCCAUGGUGAUGUUGAUUCAGUUCCGCUACCAAAGAGCCAAACUCUACAGACAAGUUGCUAUGGGAGAGAAGCAUCACAUGACAGUCAGCAAUCACAUGAAGUUGUCUGACAUUAGGUUCCUCCUGGGAGGUCUGGUGGUCGUAUACCUCUUCCAGUUCUACAAUGGCUUGUUUCUCCUCAAACUCUACACAACUACUGACUGUCCACACUGGCAGGUGCUAGUGUUGGGAGUACUCUUCAUUGUGGUUGCUUCUUUAAACGGAUCAACUCUCUCCAAUGUCAUCUACGGGAAAUCCAAAAAGAUCAUGAAAAAAAGACUAUCUGAGAGUUUCAAGUCAUUUUGAAUUUUAGGAUAAAACGAUUUGACAACUUUUUGUGUAUAAUCAAAUUGUUUGAAAGGACUGGCAGUAAAACAAAUAAUCAUGA